AGAAUAAUAAAAGUAUUACAUUCGGAAAGAAUUUAAUUUAUUAAAAUGAGUGAUUCUCCGGAGUCGAAAAAAACAGAAGAAUUGACUUCAAAUAAUCCUAAUCAAUACGAAUUCGAUGGAGAACAUUAUGUAUAUGUUGAUAAAACAACUAAUGUGAAAUAUAAGUUUGAUCAAGUGAAAAAUCAGUGGGUGCCUGAAAACAAUGAACAAACCGAAGAUGUUAAAGAUGAUGAAAAUAAAGAGAAAGCCAGUGGACCAGCAGUAGCUGCACCAGGUGGAGUCUAUGGUUUUGAAAAUGAUACUCACACAUAUACAGACCCUAACGAUGGUAGCGUUUAUAUUUGGGAUCGAGAGAAGAAUGCAUGGUUUCCAAAAGUGGAUGAAGAUUUUAUGGCUAGAUAUCAAAUGAGCUACGGAUUUGUCGAUCCAAAUGCAACAGAAUCAUCGAAAAAGUUACCAGAAAAGUCUGUAAAACUUCCACCUCCUCAACCAAAGUUGACGAAGGAACAGAAAAAAGCAGAAGCCAAAAGAAAAUCUCAGGAGCCACCGACUUGGUUCGAGAUAGAUGAACGCCACAAUACUGCUAUUUACGUUUCUGGAUUACCUUUGGACAUCACUAUGGAGGAAAUUACAGAACUGUUCAACAAAUGUGGUCUCAUUGCGAGGGAUGAGAAAAACAAAGACAAAAUCAAAUUGUAUAGGGAUUCCAAUGGGGAAUUGAAGGGUGAUGCUCUUUGUACGUAUAUCAAGGUGGAAUCAGUCGAAUUAGCAUUGAAAAUUCUCGACGGAUGGAAGAUAAGAGGGAAAACGUUAUCGGUGCAAAGGGCCAAAUUUCAAAUGAAGGGUGAAUACGAUCCGGGAUUAAAACCAAAACGAAAAAAGAAAGACAAAGAUCGACAAAAGAAGAUCCAUGAGAGAUUAUUCGAUUGGAGGCCGGAUCGUUUACCUGGGGAACCAUUGAAAUGCGAGAGGGUUGUAAUUAUUAAAAAUCUUUUCUCACCUGAGGAUUUCGACAAGGAGGUUGCAUUGCUUUUGGAAUAUCAACAGGACAUUAGACAGGAAUGUCUGAAAUGUGGAGACGUUAAGAAAGUCACCAUAUAUGACCGACAUCCUGAAGGCGUUGCUCAGGUAACCUUUCGUGAGCCUGCUGAGGCUCAAGCUUGCGUUCAGUUGUUAAAUGGACGUUGGUUUAGUCAAAGAAAAAUAUCUGCCGAAAUUUGGGAUGGAAAAACAAAAUACAAAAUUAACGAAACGGAUGCUGAGAUCGAGGCGCGAUUAGACAAAUGGGACAAGUUUUUGGAGCGAGAAGAUGAAAAGAAAGAGAAGAACGAGGCGGCUGCGAAGGUGGAAGCUAAGUUGGAGUAAAGGACGAUGAUGAUGAAGAAGAAGAAGGUGGAGGGGAAAUAUUGAGGAAGACAAAGAAAUCGGAGCAAACCUUUCAGAUUAUAGAGAAGCGGUGUAUAAACAAUAUAGGAAUGUUAAAUAAAAUUGCAACGAUUUUGUUCUGUUAAUGAUUUUUUAGACAAGGAUUGGAAUCGUCGACGAGAAAGAUACUGGGGAAAUAAAUUUGAUUUUUAUUUUUCUUUACUUUUUUUUAUUGGUCUGAAAAUCCGUACGAUAAGUAUUUCUUAUACGUUUCAAAUUGCUUAUUGUAAUUUUGAUCAUUUUACCAUAUCCACCAAGUCGUCGUGCUAUAUUAUUACUCUGAGUAAACCCAUUUAACUCGUUAAGCAAAUUGUUAGCGAUUGCGAAUUAAAAGAAACAAAAAAAAAAAAAAAACAAGAAGAA
Molecule: messenger RNA, 1788 nt
Organism: Polistes dominula (European paper wasp)
Lineage: Eukaryota; Metazoa; Arthropoda; Insecta; Hymenoptera; Vespidae
Gene: barc
Product: RRM1_TatSF1_like and RRM2_TatSF1_like domain-containing protein barc
Biological process (GO): mRNA splicing, via spliceosome
Cellular component (GO): U2-type spliceosomal complex; U2 snRNP
Molecular function (GO): RNA binding
Source: RefSeq, a predicted model, not a curated record